Molecule: messenger RNA, 1367 nt
Organism: Schistosoma bovis
Lineage: Eukaryota; Metazoa; Platyhelminthes; Trematoda; Strigeidida; Schistosomatidae
Source: the annotation of a GenBank genome assembly
GACAUUUGCAGAUCUAAGGGUUCUGUCCAAUAACAGAUGAACUUCAGUUUUCAAUUCCUCGACAUUACAACCAACCCUACUGUAAAUACUAUCUAUGGUACUAUAUUAUCGAUACCAUGGACCAGUGAACUAUGGUUAGUUUCACUAAUUGGAUUUCAUUUUCUCACAUCCAUAUGUGUAAUUGCUUUCCGCAAGUGUACAAAUUUGUUGCUGUGUAUUUUGCUUAUUUCCCUUGGUACUGUUUGGUUUUCACACCGGAUUAAUGAAUUCGCUGCUAAUAACUGGAACUUGUUCGCUACUGAGCAAUAUUUUGAUAGUUAUGGAUAUUUCAUAUCUUGUAUUUGGAACAUUCCUGUUAUUUUAAACAGUCUACUAAUUGUUCUACUCCUUGUUUUACAGAUCAACAGUUUAAUAAUUCAAUCUAAACGAUUGCAAAUCGCUAACAAAAUGCGAUUAAAAACAGAUUAAAAAACCUUGUUGAUUUUUAAUUAAACUUCUGAGUUUGUAACUGAUUACUGUUUUUUCGCGUGCCAAGUCCGUUUUUAAGAUGACUUAGCCAAUUCUUACACUAAAUUACAUAUAAUUAGACUGAAAAAAAAGUGACAGGGAUAACACAUAUGGCACAGAUUUAUGAAACCUCAUACUGCUGUUUAGUUUGUUGGCUGUUGCGAUUAUAUAAAAGUGACUGAAGGCUGCACUGGUGUGGUUGAAAACGAACUCAAUGUAUACACCUACUUCACAAGUACCUUGAGAUAUUUCGUGUCACUUUACUCUAUUCAUUUUUGGAUUGUUAAACUACGAUGUUACUUAGUUUAUUUCUACAUGUGAGGUUAAGAUAUAGACCAUCUUAAAUCGAUGCGUUUUCUUAUGAAAUUUAUGAAUAAUAGUCGCUUUUGAAGUAGUCUCUGCUCCCAUAUAAGCUGGUUCCAAAAGGCAUAGUAGUUUAGCAUUGAUUUUCUCGUAUGCCAUAUCAAGAUAGAUGCUAAGUUUCUCUGAAUUAUUUACUGGAAAAAUGUUCAGAACAUUAUGCGAAAUCCCUUGGAAUUUUGCAGAUGCUCACGCAAUGAUUACUUGCGAAUGAAGUAGCUGUAUAGAUUAGAGGGUGGAGAAUUUCUAGGUACUUGGUAAAUGAUACGUAGCUAGUGAAGCGAGAUCGUGGUAGUACAUCCUCUCUAUAUAUAAUUUUCCACCAUCCUACAGAAUAUAACAACUAAUAAGUAGAAUAUACUCAUCAAGAGUUCCUCAAGUACACUCUAAAGAGCCACACUAAGUGUAAACUACACGCCUCAUGAAACUGAGCAUCUUACGUUCAAACUUGUUUGUAAGUGCAAAGUAGAUAGGAUACCGAUCUUGAAUCAUAGUUGAUU